AUGGCGGAGCCGGGGCCGGAUUGCAGCUCUCUGCUCGACGAGGAUCUUUCCUCCUUCGUCUUCAGUUACCUCGCUGACAGCCAGUACGAGGUGUCUGGUGAGGAGCACCUCUACUCUGACUUCCCCGAGAUUGAUUUGUCUCAGCUGGAUGCCAGCGACUUCGACUCUGCCGGCUGCUUCAGCGAGCUGCAGUGGUGCGGGGAGCACUCGGAGACCGAAUCCAGCCAGUAUAGCACCGACGACUCCGAGCUUUUCCAGAUAAUAGACAGCGAGAAUGAAGCGCUGCUGGCAGCCCUCACCGAGACAUUGGAUGAUAUACAGGGAGAUGACAUGGGCCUGGCUGCCUUCCGAACUAUGGAAGAGGGGGACACGCUCAACCAUGCCUACACCUCGCCUGCCCCCUCCCCCAAACCCACCGCCCCGGUCACGGGGGGGCCGCCCCCGGCCCCCGAGUUUGAUGAGCUGUCUCUACUGAAGAAGUUGCUCCUCUCUCCAUCGCAUGUGCCUCCGAGCUGUGAGGCUCAGCGGGACGGGAGCGCCCGGCGCCCAGGGACCCCUAAGUCCCGACCUGCACGUCCCUGCGCAAAGGUGGAGGGUCCCCGGGACAGGAGGGCGAGCGUCCCACAGGCGCAGAGCCGCAGCUGCACCGAACUGCACCGGCACCUCACCUCCGCCACCCCCUGCCCCCAGACCAAAGCACCCCAGGCGCCCGAGGAGUGCCCCAGCAGCCACCACCACCCGUCCCCAGGCGACUGCACCCAUCACGAGGAUGACAGUGACUCCAGCGAGGACUCACUGAGCUCCGGCGACUCGGUAACCACCCCCUCCUCAGCGGAGGAUGGCUCCAGCAGCCAUUUCUCCUGCGAGGGGGAGAUGCACUCGGUGGUGGAGCUCAUCCGCUACAUGCACACCUACUGCCUGCCGCCGCGGAAGCUGCCCGCCCGCGACGCCGCUGACGCCAAGCCCCAGCCUUGCAGCAGCCCCUUCAAGAGAGCCAAACCGGACUGCCCCACGCAGCCAGGCCCCCCCGGCUGCGCCCAGAGCCGGCCGGGCUGCACCUGGCAGGUGGCUGGGGGCUGCAAGAAGCCUGGAGCAUCCUUCUCCAUCCUGAAGGAGCUGCUGGCGCGGGACCUGCUGUGCGACGUGAGCAAGCCAUACCGCCUGGGCAAGCCUGUGUACGCUGCCCUGGCCCGGCCGCCCGGCUCCCGCUCCCCUGUGCCACUGGCUCAGGACAGGGAGGACACUGGUGGGACCUGCACAUCCAGAGGCAAAACAGCACCGGAGAAGGGCGAGCCACGGCAGAGCCCUGGGGCUGAGGCGGAGGCACCACGGGAGUCUGGUGGCCUCGAGGACGAUUCUGGGAAGCGUGCAGGUGCCCCUGGUGCAGCCACAGGGAAGGUGGCUCGCAAGCAGGAGAGCACCAUUUACGCCGUCCGCCGGUCCAAGAGACUCAACCCCGAGCUCGGCCACUGGCUCUCCUUCCUCGACGAGCCACCCCCCGAGCCCUCUGUUCCCCGGGAGGCAGGGGACAGCCGUGGCCCCCAGGAUGCCCUGGCUGGCAGGGAGCCCACACAGUGCCCAGCGCUGGAGGGCUUCUCUGCUGAAGAGCCCGCGGCCGAAGUGGAGGUGGGGGGCACAGAGGAGGGAGACGGUACGAGCACUGCACCGCUGGUGGAGCCCCUCUCCCUGGGCACGCCGGGGGAUGGCGAGGUGGGCGACGGGGCUGAGAGCCAGCGCUGUGUCCUGGAGCAAGCAGAAACACCCAGGUGUCUCACGCUGUCCUUGGCACAAACUGACUCGACCUUUGGGAAGAGGAACUUUGAGCCGAUGCUGACUGUGGAGCUGUGUGGGACAGCAGGUCUCACACCGCCCACCACCCCGCCGUACAAGCCUGCUGAGGAGGACCUGUACAAGCCAGACAUCCCCCAGGAGCCAGGGAAGGAGGACGGGACAGCCCCCAGCCCUGGGGGUGCAGGGGACACGGCAGCCUCCCGGAAAGCCUCCAAGAAGCACCCCGAGAGGACAGAGCUCUUCGCCCACCUAAGCCGCGCAGCCGGGCGCCCCGUGCUCCCCGAGCAGCAGGGCGUGCUCAAGCGGCCCUUCUCCCGCUCCUUCGGGGACCAUGACUACUGCCAGGUGCUGAAGCCCGAGGCCGCCCUGCAGAGGAAGGUGCUCAAGUCGUGGGACCCCCCAGGCCAGGUGGAGACGGAGCACAAGAGGAGGGUCCCGGCUGCCCACUACCAGGGGCUGGACCUUGGUGGCAAGGAGGCGGGCAGCGAGAUGCUGUGGAAGGAUGGCGUCAAGCAGCUGAGAGACCAGGAGAUCAGAGCCAGCUUAACAAAGCACUUUGGCUUUCUGGACAGUGCUCUCGAUGAUGAGGACAUGGUCUUCUGCAAGACCCCUGAGUAUGACACUGUCUUUGAAGACAGCUGCAGUGAGAGUGGCUCGCCAGUGGAGGAGGAGGAGGAGGAGGAAGAGGAGGAGGAGGAGGAGCACGGCGACACCAAGCUGUGCCUGCGGAGAAACCCCCUUUCCAGGACCAGUUUGCAUUACUGUUCCCGGAGCAGGUCCAGCUCGGGGUCUUCGUGCUGCCGGUCCCGAUCACCCACAAGCAGACGCACCUUCAGGUGUGAGAACGGCGAGCAGUGUCAGGGCGGGAGCGGGCACCGGGGCCAGCUGGAGAAGAGACGGGAAAAGGCCAUCGGGGAAGGCCGGGUGGUGUAUAUCAGAAACCUCUCCAGCAGCAUGAGCUCCAGCGAACUGAAGAAACGCUUCGAAGUGUUUGGUGAAAUUGUGGAGUGUCAGGUCCUGUCCAGGACUACCAGGGGGGAUAAAUACGGCUUCAUCACCUACCGGUAUUCAGAGCAUGCCGCCUUAUCUCUGAAGAACGGCACCUCGCUAAGGAAGAGGAAUGAGCCUUCUUUCCAGCUCAGCUCUGGUGGCCUCGGGCACUUCUUCUGGACCAGAUACGCUGACUUGGAUUGCAGUGCGGAGGAGUCCUCCCCAGCCCCAGUGAAAAGCAAGUACGAGACCAUGGAUUUCGACAGCUUGCUGCAGGAGGCCCAGCUAAGCCUGCAUCGGUAACAGCCUUAACCUUGGAGGAAUACCUCAAUACCUCAGUCAAGGCACUUCCAAUAUGUUUACGUUUUCAAAGAAAUUAUUCAGUCUACGGAAAGCGAGAGAGAGCGAGAGAGAGCGAGAGCACGCACGCGCGAGAGAGAGACUGCUGUCCCUUCCGAUCGAUGUUUACAUUGAACAAAGCUGCUUCUGUCUGUGAG
Gavia stellata (red-throated loon) is the source of this 3278-nucleotide messenger RNA. It is a transcript of the gene PPARGC1B, whose product is annotated as PPARG coactivator 1 beta. Gene Ontology annotation, molecular function: transcription factor binding; RNA binding. The transcript is spliced from 12 exons. Lineage: Eukaryota; Metazoa; Chordata; Aves; Gaviiformes; Gaviidae. Gene Ontology annotation, biological process: positive regulation of transcription by RNA polymerase II. The record is from RefSeq and is a predicted model, not a curated record. Gene Ontology annotation, cellular component: nucleus. The coding region runs from base 1 to 3084 and encodes 1027 amino acids.